This is a messenger RNA of Lottia gigantea (owl limpet), 918 nucleotides long. RefSeq lists its product as hypothetical. The record is from RefSeq and is a predicted model, not a curated record. The annotation marks the transcript as partial. Lineage: Eukaryota; Metazoa; Mollusca; Gastropoda; Lottiidae. The transcript has a single exon.
CAGUGGAACAGCUCAGAAGGUAGAGAGUUGGAUUGUUGUCUGCUUGGACAGUGGAACAGCUCAGUUGGUAGAGAGUUGGAUUGUUGUCUGCUUGGACAGUGGAACAGCUCAGUUGGUAGAGAGUUGGAUUGUUGUCUGCUUGGACAGAGGAACAGCUCAGUUGGUAGAGAGUUGGAUUGUUGUCUGCUAGGACAGAGGAACAGCUUAGUUGGUAGAGAGUUGGAUUGUUGUCUGCUUGGACAGUGGAACAGUUCAGUUGGUAGAGAGUUGGAUUGUUGUCUGCUAGGACAGUGGAAUAGCUCAGAAGGUAGAGAGUUGGAUUGUCGUCUGCUAGGACAUUGGAACAGCUCAGUUGGUAGAGAGUUGGACUGUCGUCUGCUAGGACAGAGGAACAGCUUAGUUGGUAGAGAGUUGGAUUGUUGUCUGCUAGGACAGUGGAAUAGCUCAGUUGGGAGAGAGUUGGUUUGUCGUCUUCUUGGACAGUGGAACAGCUUAGUUGGUAGAGAGUUGGAUUUUCGUCUGCUAGGACAGUGGAACAGCUCAGUUGGUAGAGAGUUGGAUUGUUGUCUGCUAGGACAGUGGAAUAGCUCAGUUGGUAGAGAGUUGGAUUGUUGUCUGCUAGGACAGAGGAACAGCUCAGUUGGUAGAGAGUUGGAUUGUAGUCUGCUUGGACAGUGGAACAGCUUAGUUGGUAGAGAGUUGGAUUGUCGUCUGCUAGGACAGUGGAACAGCUCAGUUGGUAGAGAGUUGGAUUGUUGUCUGCUAGGACAGUGGAAUAGCUCAGUUGGGAGAGAGUUGGAUUGUUGUCUGCUAGAACAUUGGAACAGCUCAGUUGGUAGAGAGUUGGAUUGUCAUCUGCUAGGAAAGUGGAAUAGCCCAGUCAGUAGAGAAUUGGAUUGUCGUCUGCUAGGACAGUAG